Messenger RNA from Brassica napus (rape), 1486 nucleotides. RefSeq names its product AT-hook motif nuclear-localized protein 21. The coding region runs from base 547 to 1407 and encodes 286 amino acids. Gene Ontology annotation, cellular component: nucleus. Gene Ontology annotation, molecular function: DNA-binding transcription factor activity; minor groove of adenine-thymine-rich DNA binding. NCBI's taxonomy places the organism in Eukaryota, Viridiplantae, Streptophyta, Magnoliopsida, Brassicales, Brassicaceae. The record is from RefSeq and is a predicted model, not a curated record. The transcript has a single exon.
UGGGACUUUAAUACACAGGAAGGCUGUCUUCAUCCAUAGCAGUGUAAUUAAUCGUUUUAUAAAAAACACAUGAAACCAGAUCAAACAAAUUAUAUAUUGUGUCCAGUGAUUUAUUAUGCGAGAAGACACACACUAGUACAAUUGUAGAUUCUUCAAUAACAUAUAUAUUUAACAAAAUCUAGAACCCCAUUAACGUUUUUGUGCAUCUCGACAAUAUAAUAAGAGACCUAUUAUAUGAGUAAGUUAGACUCGAAUUCGAUUAAUUUAUACAUCUACAACACUACAUUCACAAACAAUAACCUUAUAAUAACAAUAAUUGUCUCUUGUGGCCAUAGGGUGAAGACUUGGUCUUCUACUUCUUUUCCCCUUUCUCUACUUCAUUUCUAAGCUUUCUAUAUAUUUUCUUCUCUACUUUUUAUAAAAUUUCCGCUUGUCUGCUAUCUCUUACAUUAAAUCUAAACCUAAAUCAUUAGAAUCCCUAACUAAGCUUUAAUAAUCCCUAAUCCUCCGUUUAAAUAUAUUUUUUUUUCUCUCUUUGCUAUUAGCAUGUCUGGUCUCAAUAUGGGGACAACCUCUCGUUACGUCCAUAACGUCGACGGCGGAGGUGCUGGCCAGUUCUCCACCGACAACCACCACGAAGAUGACGGUGGCGCUGGACAAAACCAUCAUCAUAACCUUCAUAACCAUCAUCAAGGUUUAGAUUUAAUAGCUUCUAAUGACAACUCGGGUCUGGGCGGCGCCGGAGGUGGUGGUGAAGGAAGCGGUGACCUCGUUAUGCGGCGGCCACGUGGACGUCCAGCUGGAUCCAAGAACAAACCAAAACCUCCAGUGAUAGUCACGCGCGAGAGCGCAAACACUCUUAGGGCUCACAUUCUCGAAGUCGGAAGUGGCUGCGACGUCUUCGAGUGCAUCUCCACUUACGCGCGGCGAAGACAGCGGGGGAUUUGCGUUUUGUCCGGAACAGGAACCGUCACAAACGUCAGCAUCCGCCAGCCGACGGCGGCUGGAUCUGUGGUGACUUUGCGAGGCACUUUCGAGAUUCUUUCCCUCUCUGGAUCUUUUCUUCCGCCGCCUGCUCCUCCAGGAGCGACAAGUUUGACUAUAUUCCUCGCCGGAGCUCAGGGACAGGUCGUCGGAGGUAACGUUGUUGGAGAAUUGGUGGCCGCGGGGCCGGUCAUGGUCAUGGCGGCGUCUUUUACGAACGUGGCUUACGAAAGGUUACCUUUGGACGAGCAUGAGGAGCACUUACAGGUCCAAAGCGGCGGUGGCGGAGGAGGGAAUAUGUACUCGGAAGCCAACGGAGGUGGCGGAGGCUUGCCGUUCUUCAAUUUGCCGAUGAGUUUGCCUCAUAUGGGAGUUGAAAACUGGCAGGGGAAUUCCGCCGGCGCUGGUAGGGCUCCGUUUUAGCUACUUUAGAACAAAAAAACUGCAAUUUGUUAUUCCUCUUUUUAUUUUCACAGAAUUUUAUGAAAUUAUGACUUUUAUC